CUUUCACCGGUGAUUGUGGCGGAUGUAGUAGACCAACCAGGAAGUUAGCUAGUUUGGGCUGGUACAGCUAGAUAGCUAGCAGGCUGUAAAAUAACGAAAUUAAGCUCCAAUAAAUCAUUUUCCAAUUGGUUAUUUGUGAAAUAUGUCCAACAACAAUCGAGUGGAUUUACAGGAUGGCAACAUGUCACAAGUUUUGAGAAAAUGACGAGAUGACUUGCCUUACAGUGGCCUGGACAUUUGUGAUAUGUUAACGUUAAUCACAAAAGACAAGUGUGUAAGAUGGACUGAAGGAAUUAGUUAGCUGCAGACUUUUGAGAUGUUACUAGCUGUACAUGUAAAUAUAUGACCAAAAAGCACUGUGUUAUCUACAUCUACAUAUCACUAGUCAACAUGGCCCUACAAAUAAGUUGUUAAUAUUUGCAUGCUCUGUCAUCACUUUUUAAGGUCAAUUCACCUGCACAUACAUUUGAAUGACUAACCACACAUAAACAGAGCUGAUCAUGUCACUAGCAAAGCAGGCACAAACGUGGUUCCCAACUCAUGUCCAAGCCACUGUUCUCCAAGCAACUGACCUACAAGCUAAGGGUAAGCAUGGCAACAACGACGCCUACGCUAUCAUCCAGCUGGGCAAAGAGAAGUACUCAACAUCUGUGGCAGAGAAAACACUCAACCCAGUGUGGAGAGAAGAAGCCGCCUUUGAACUGCCUGGUCUGCUUCUGGAGGGCAAUCCAGAAAUCUAUGAAUUAUGCCUUAUCGUGAUGCACAGGUCCCUGGUGGGGAUGGAUAAAUUCCUGGGCCAGAGUACCAUCAAUCUCAAUGAUAUUUUUGAUAACAAGGAGCGAAGGAAAACAGACUGGUACUCCUUGGACUCCAGGCCAGGGAAGAAGAGGAAAGAGAGAGGGAAGAUCCAGGUCAGCAUUCAGUUCAUGAGGAACAACAUGACGGCCAGCAUGUUUGACCUCUCCAUAAAGGACAAGCCCCGCUCGCCCUUCACCAAACUCAAGGACAAGAUGAAGGGGCGCAAGCACGACGGUGGUCUCUCCGACACCACCUCAGCCAUCCUGCCCCGCUCCGCCAUGUGUGACUCGGAGACCCUUCGCCAACCCAGUGCUUCUGACCAUCAGCCAGAGCCCAAGAUCAAGAGACACCUACUGGCCGGCUCCCAUACGCUCUCUGCAGCCCGCUCCAUGUCUGACCUCAUUGGCACUCACUUCCGCCCCAAGCUGGACUCUAGAAACUCCAUGGAACAGCUGGAGAAAGAGAGUGGUGCCGCCCCUCACAGGCGCUCCCAGGGCGAGGUGCCAGGCUACCAGGACAGCGAGGGGCAAGGUGAUCCUUUUACUCAUAUCAGCGACGGCUUGCCGCAGAAGUACGCCACCCUCCCACGCAACCGCAACCCGUUCGAGGGGGAGCAGGGCCAGCUGUGGGACCGAGGGGAGAAAAAGGAGAAGAAGGAGAAGGUCAGCCUGCUGGAACGUGUGACCGGGAAGAAGGAGGGACGCAAGACCAACAACGGGGGGCGUUCGGGCAGCUCUGGAGACCUGCGCUCCAGCAACCCAUUCAGCAGCGACUCUCAGGGAAACACCCAACCAACCAACCCCUUCCUCUCUCACAAAAAUACAAGCGAUAAAAAUCCCACCACUAAUGGAGACAUCCGAAAGGCAAGAGAGAACCACGGAAAGAAAAAUGAGACGAUGCAGACGAGCGCGGCUUCCUAUAGCAACUUAUCUUUCGACGAGGUGGUGCAUGAGCUCAUCAAGCAGAAUGGGGUGGUGAAAAAGAAGGACGCCCAUAUCCGUGAACUGGAAGACUACAUUGAUAACCUGCUGGUGCGCGUUAUGGAGGAGACGCCGAGCAUCCUACGGACACCCUACGAGCCCAAGAGGAAAGCGGGGAAAAUCUCUAAAAAUAACUAGUGUCAAGGUAGAGUUAGGGGUCCCAACGAUAUGCUCUUGUUUCACUGAGGGCCCAUUCUAGCCAUUGUGAAAUGUAUUGUGGGUAUAGAACAAAAAUGAAGAGAAGGGGAUUGACCUAUGCCAAAUCACCAUUUUAUUUUUUGAAUUUUUAUUUGAAUAGGUUUUGCAUGCUUUGAUUUGAGUGUACACCAGUUUCCCCAACAAUUUUAUUGGGGAGUGAAGUACACCCGACUACAUAAAUAUCUGACAUUUUGACUUGCAUUUUAACAAACCCCAUGGCUUUCCCAUAAUUAUAGAAAUACUAACCUGUGAAUCAGUUGUUGUAUAGUGAUCAACUCAUCCUUUUUUUGUUAUUAUACCUCUUGCUCUGUUCUUUGCAUGACAUUUCCUUUGUUUUCCAUAUUCAGCCGAAUUGAAAGAAUGUGAAAUGGCAAUGUCUCACAGAUCCAUCAGGACACCUUAUAGCAGAGACCAGUGGGAUAAGAAACAAAACUAGUGGGUUUAUGCCAUGCGCGACAGUUUCUUCAAGGUGUACACGUUUUCACAAUAGUGUAUACAAUAGACCUGUGCACUUUCACACGCGUAUAACAUGGGGGGAAAAACACAGACAGCUUCUGAGGCGAUUGAGUGCACAUGGAACCACCAUCAAGCUAGAUUUGCGUUUUAACACUAAGGCCAUACAAAUGUAAUUAAAUGUUUAACGGAUGGCCCACUUCACUUUAAAAAAUGUUUUUAAGAGAUUAAGUCCUACUGAAAAAAAUGCAUGUUUUGAUCAAAAUAAUGUCCCCCCCUAAAAUCACUAAAAUAACUUAAAAUCACUUGAUUAGGUCACUAGGUGUUGAACUAAGGUUGCUGAAGUAUUUUCAAAGGAUUAUCUAGUACUUUUGUAUACUUUUUAGAUAGUCAUUCUAAAAGUAGCACUCACAAGCCAAAAGUGGUCCCCGAAAAUGGCCUAUGUCUCUCGCUCUGCUGUGGGUGCAUCAUGUGCAUCUUGCUAGCUGUCAUUCAUAUGGCGAGGUGCUAAAGUUAACUUGUUGAACUCGUGCUGCUAGGGGGCUAGCCCAUGUGGGGGGAAAUGGUGUAGCACAGUACAAAGAAAAACUAGGGAUUUCAUGGCUAAUUGAAGUAAGACAGUAAUUCUGCUUAUAGAUUAUGCAUUUAUAAACUACUCAUUGACAUAUCCAGCCCAAAGUGGGAGGUUUAAAAAAAUACCGGAGCAUGUCUUUAAUAAAAGGGGCUACUCGCCUCACUUAAAAAAAAACAUAUAUAUAUAUAUAUAUAUAUAUAUCUGUUAAAUGUUUAAUAAAAUAUGUAUGGCCUAAGUCUUAAAAUGUACCAAACACCGCGUGUUAACUUAUCACACUUGUGUAAAAAGAAGAAAAAAAAGAAGAAAAGUACAUAGUUUAUUGAAUAGGGUUUGAUGUGCUAAUUUGAAUAGAGCUGUAAUGACUGUUUACACUUCAGACCAAGAUGCAGGAUUAUGACACAAACUCUCACUCAGCCAAUCGGCCCUUUACACGCCUCUUACUGUAGGCAAGGAUUGUGUUGAUAUACUGGAGGUGUGAAUACAAUGUUAUCCGCCUGUCUGUGACAUUGAUCUGAGCCUUUUGGCAUUAGGAUGGUUUGGACCUCUCUCUUGACAUUUGCCAUCUUUGUACAAAAUGUUAUUAUUUAAAGUUAGUCUUAUGAGGGUAGGUACUAAGCACUACUGAAUUCUUACUCAAGACAUUGCAUAUCCAAACACAGAUCUGAAAACAAUGUGACACUGCAUUCGAACUUUGUGACCUUCCAGUGAAAACAAAACAAAAAAUAGGUGAACACUGUAUUUUCUCUGGUCAAUUUGUUGAUAUAGAAUGUCUCGGCAUCGUGCUGGUGCAGAAUGUAAUUGAGUGGAGGCAAACUAAAGACACUGCUAUUGAAGCCUCCUCCAGUGUUUACACCAAAGUGAAUUCAUUCAACGAGCUGCCAUUGUCCAUCAUAUCAACUCCAAAGUCAUUGCUUUUGGGUUUGUUAUUUCAGUUUAUUUAUUUUUUUAUCAUAAGCUAGGUUUCCAUCCAAUUAGCGACAGAUUUUCAUUUGAAUAUUCAAAAAAUUUGCAUAAAGACAAUAUACAUGUUUUUCCACCAGAGAUGUUUCCAUCAAAUGGACUUGUUGCGGAUAAAAGGCUCUGCGUGAUGACGCAAUGCACAUAAAAACACAUUUGGCGGUUAAAUUCCCAUGUACCGAAUACAAUUAAAUGGGUUUCCAUCGCAUUUUCAACUCUACUGAUGGUUUUCUCUCAGAAAAAAAUUGUGUGUUUUAUACACCGAGUGUGCCCACUCUGGUUUUGCAACAUGCGCUCUAGCCAACAGCUCACAGAUCCAGUGUGGGUACAGCCUACAUCAGGGAUGGGCAACUUUGACUGCGAUCAAAACAUUUGUGGCUCCCCUCUUGACAGCGGAGAUAAAUUUGUGCGAUUCUACACAUUUUGCCAUGAGGUGUAGAGAAAAUGUUGCAGUUUAAAAGCAAGUUUGCUGCAAUUCUACACAUUUUGCCAUGGGGCGGAGAGAAAUGUUUGCCGUUUUUAAUAUGAUAUGAGUGAGACUAAUGAAAUCAUUGGUGACUAAUCUGUAGCCUAAUAAACUGCUUGCUUUCCCGACGAGUCAUAGUGGGAGGACCACACGUGCCAUCGCGUGACUCCCAAGUUUACCUCAGUGUGAUGGUUAUUAUAUCAGUGUUUGCGCAUAAAAGAGUUUCCUCCGAUAUUUCUCGCAUAAUUAAUUUCACAGACAAAAAGAUCCCACCUUGUCUAGCGUAUUUUGUUUUGUCGACAUUUGGAAAGUUUACCGACAAAUGUUCUGUUUCCAUCAAGCCUGUUACUCGCAUCAAAAGGUUGGAUGGAAACCUGGUUACUGACCCGUGAUGACUGUAUUUGUCUUUAGGACCAAGCGCAUUGUAUGACCUUUAUUUACAGUCAAUGUAGGCCCAUACAUUGUCAUUCAAAAAUAAGUAUAAACCAUUGGUCAAGUAGUUCUAGCUUUACUUUACUGGUACUGGUAAGUGCAAUAAAUAUAAUUUAUCAACAUGUUUAAUAUUCAA
Molecule: messenger RNA, 4994 nt
Organism: Oncorhynchus mykiss (rainbow trout)
Lineage: Eukaryota; Metazoa; Chordata; Actinopteri; Salmoniformes; Salmonidae
Product: rab11 family-interacting protein 2
Biological process (GO): regulated exocytosis
Cellular component (GO): endosome; phagocytic cup
Molecular function (GO): small GTPase binding
Source: RefSeq, a predicted model, not a curated record